AUGGCCGAACAUCUGUCGCAGAGCGAGCUGGACUACCCGUUUAAACUGCUCGAGUACUUUAACGGUUUCAGGGUGUCAAAGGUGAUCUUCUCCGCCUGUGAGCUGGGCGUCUUCGACCUCUUGACGACGUCGCCCUGCGCCCUGAGCGCCCAGCAGGUGGCGCAGGCGCUGCACGCCAGCGUGGACGGAACAGAGCGACUGCUGGACGCUCUGGUGGGCAUCGAGAUACUCCACGUGGAGACGCAGGCGGAGGACGGGACAGCUCUUUACAGCAGCACUGAAGUGGCCAGCAUGUACUUGGCCAAAGGUGGCGCCAAGUCGCUGCACGACAUGGCGAUCUACCAGUCGCAGAUCAUCUACCCGCUGUGGAACAACAUGGUGGAUGCCGUCAGGGAGGGCAAAAAUCAGAACCAGAAGCUCUUCGGCAUCCCGCCGGAGGAGGUCUUCCGAGCCGUCUACAGGUCCGACGAAGAGAUGCUGAAGUUCAUGGGCCUGAUGAACUCCUCCUGGGUGCUGGACGGAUACGACGUGGUGAUGGCGUUCAGCCUGGCCGGCUUCCGGAACAUCGUCGACCUCGGAGGAUGCACCGGCGCGCUGGCCCGCGAGAUAGCGAAGGCGUACCCCUCUUCGUCCGUCACCGUUUUCGACAUGCCGGCGGUGGUGGAAAUGGCCACGAAGCGCUUCCUGCGGGCGGACGACACCUUCACAUUCCAGAGCGGAGAUUUUUUCCACGGUGAACUUCCUGUCGCCGACUUGUACGUCCUGGCUCGCAUCCUCCAUGACUGGUCUGAAGACAAAUGUGUGACGCUCCUCAAGAGGAUCUGCGACGUCUGCGAACCAGCUCUUUACAGCAGAACCGACGUGGCCGGCGCGUACGUGGCUUCGCUGCACGACAUGGCGCUCUACCAGUCGCGGAUCGUCGACCCGCUGCGAGACAACAUGGUGGACGCCGUCAGGUCAUCUGAACAUGACGUGCGUCCUGCACCUUCUCACAGGGAGGGCAGGAAUCAGAACCAGAAGACCUUCGGCAUCCCACCUGAGGAGGUCCGACGAGGAGAUGCUGAUGUUGGUCUGACGAACUCCUCCGUAGUGAGGGCUGGCCUUCAGCCUCGCCGGCUUCCGGAACAUCGUGGGAAGACAUACGGCCACCGGGGGGAGAUGUCGAAGCAAGUGACGCAUGCUAAAAGCUAACAGCCAAGCCAGAGCUACAUAAAUCACUUGAUCUUAUGAUACAGUAUCAAUACAUGAGUGCUAAAUAUCGAUAAAAGAUGAUUGUAACAUCGCUCAGUAUAUGCGUAGCUGUUACAUUUGGGGGGGAUUCGUUAGCAAUUCGGUGUUUUAGGAUAUGUGAUCUUAAUCUCCCAGGAUGCACCGGUGCACUGGCCCGCGAGAUGCCACCGGUGGCAGAAAUUGCUUGAGUCGCUCUCGCCAAGCACUUACUGCAGAAGAGCGCCAACUUCGCAUUCCAGAGCGCCAGCACCUGGACGUAACCGGCACCGAUUGAUUCCCAACAUGAUGACAAAGUCUAUUAAACGCAAACCAGCCCCCUCUGGUGCACGUGCUGAGGCCCUGCAGUGUUCGUCCGAGCGUAAACGACGACAUUGUCACCGAGGAUUACGCCACUGGCCAUGUGAUGCACCUAUUUACACCUCCGAUUGCCACUCUGUAUGAAUUACAAAAUACAUAUUUCUACUUCUUGCCCCUUUUUCAAUGUUCCGUCUACAUCUUCAUGGUGAGCGGGACUGAGCCUCUUCUAGCACUCUGUAAUUAAGUCAUUUUAAUUGUUGUAAAUGCUUUUUUCAACUGCCAUAUGAAACUAUUUUUUAAUUAGGUGGUUAUGUUUAUUAUAUUUUAUGCUGAGUCAGACUAAGCACCUUGCAGUAACCUAUGUUUCUCUUUCUUUUUCCUUAAUGUCAUUUUCCACCACUUUAUACAAUUAUUAUUCAUAUUCUUAUUCAUAUUCAUAUAAUUAUGACUAUAUUUUACAGUGACCGGGACUAAGAUCAAUGUAGGGCAAAAAUGUUUUCUUCCUACUUUUUGGUCAUUAAAUGCUGUAUACCCUUA
Phycodurus eques (leafy seadragon) is the source of this 2064-nucleotide messenger RNA. RefSeq names its product acetylserotonin O-methyltransferase-like. Gene Ontology annotation, biological process: melatonin biosynthetic process; methylation. The record is from RefSeq and is a predicted model, not a curated record. NCBI's taxonomy places the organism in Eukaryota, Metazoa, Chordata, Actinopteri, Syngnathiformes, Syngnathidae. Gene Ontology annotation, molecular function: acetylserotonin O-methyltransferase activity. The transcript is spliced from 9 exons. The coding region runs from base 1 to 1191 and encodes 396 amino acids.